Gasterosteus aculeatus aculeatus (three-spined stickleback) is the source of this 992-nucleotide messenger RNA. It is a transcript of the gene zmat5, whose product is annotated as zinc finger, matrin-type 5. Gene Ontology annotation, molecular function: zinc ion binding. Lineage: Eukaryota; Metazoa; Chordata; Actinopteri; Perciformes; Gasterosteidae. Gene Ontology annotation, cellular component: U12-type spliceosomal complex. The record is from RefSeq and is a predicted model, not a curated record.
AUAGUCUGCUUCCGCUUCAUAUGUUAUUUGGUAGAAGGAGAUCUGUUUUUAUUUUUUCACGUUAAAAACAACGUUGCAGUUUUCACGUCCUCUCCAAAGCAAACCCUACUGAGGAAGUCAGCCUGCUUUCGCCAAUGUUUAGAAGGUGACAUCAUCCUGGUUUGACCACAUAACGGGCACCAUGGGGAAGCGAUACUACUGUGACUACUGUGACCGGUCCUUUCAGGACAACAUGCACAACAGGAAGAAACAUCUGAACGGAGUUCAACACCACCGUGCUAAAAAGGCCUGGUAUGACUACUUUAGAGAUUCUUCAGCCAUUUUAUGUGAUGAGCAAACAAAGAAACCCUGCCGGAAGUUCCUCCAAAAAGGAAUUUGUGAUUUUGGCCCAAACUGCAGGUUUUCGCACAUGUCCGAAGACGACAUGUUUGAUUUAAAAAGACAGGUGGAAGAUGAACGACGGCUCAGAGAGGACUACGUAGACCGAAAGUUGCCUGGGCGAAGUAUAGAAGACUGGCUCUCUAGAUGGGAGAAAAAGCAAACUGCCCUCGGCAGCAAAGGAGAUCUAAAAGAUAAGGAAGACAGCGAAGAGGGCCCAGAAGAAAGUGACAUCCCUCAACACCUCCUCUCCCUCGCUGUCCUCCCACCCUCUCUGCUCCCUCCUCCUCCAGGCGGAUGGAAGGUCAAAGGGAACACAGAAUGGGGUUGAAUGAAAUUCACUGUGUGGUUCAAAUCACCGUUAAGUGCGUGUGUCACAUUAAUAGGAGGAAUCCAUGUGUUUCCCGGAAUGGAGAAUGAAUUCAUAAUUGAUCAUUUCAGUCUGUUUUACAUGUAAAGGAUGCCCUUUGAGAUCUGCUCCUCUUUUCUCCACCUCUGUACUUGAAUGUCUGCAGUGAAUUUUUUUUUUUUCUUCUUUUAAACAUUUUUUGUAUUCAACUUUUAUUUGCAACCAAUGUCCCAGUUGUAAACCGAUAAAAACAAAGACCAUGCUC